Molecule: messenger RNA, 684 nt
Organism: Pieris macdunnoughi
Lineage: Eukaryota; Metazoa; Arthropoda; Insecta; Lepidoptera; Pieridae
Source: the annotation of a GenBank genome assembly
AUGCUGGUAUUGGUCCAGGGGAGCGUGGAUAUACGCAAAACAGGCUGGCUAGACCGAUUGGUGGAAUAUCACAGACAUCACUUUAUCCAAGAUUUACAGAAAAUACCAGAUGUCCAGCUAAAGGCCAAAAUCUCCAACGCCCCACCUGGCUAUUUAGAUUCUGAGGAUUGGGAUUAUUCGUCUGUACUACGUCUGCUAUCGCUCAUCAGACAAAGCGAAGGGCUGGGUCCUGUGAGACGUGUGUUACGACAUGCUUUACAGGCUACACGACGCAUGAGCAUUAAGGAGAGUUUGAAGUUGUUUCCCAGUUUGCAGAAGGAAAUACCAAACGAUUUGUAUUACGACAUCGAAGAAACUGUCGAAUAUUACAACGAUGUGAAAACACCGAAAUAUAGCGAAAAUAAAACAUUGGAAAAUGCAAUAAUUGUUGUAAGCAACCCCGUGGAAGCCAGGCUACCAAGUGCUAUGAUAAGUGUUCAUUUACUCAAAGAAAUCCUAGAAAACCGAGCGAAAGCAGCAAGAUAUAUGCCUAAAACAAAAAUGACAUUCAUAUGGAAAGCGAAGAACAAUACAAGGCUGUCUUCUAGCGCACCUCAGGAUGCCACUACUCUGGGAGACAGCGCGAGCGUGACCGGGAUCCAUGGAUCAGGCAAUUCGUCUGUUGAUAACACUACUGUUGAGUAG